This is a messenger RNA of Tupaia belangeri chinensis (Chinese tree shrew), 2920 nucleotides long. Its product is annotated as rho GTPase-activating protein 27. The record is from RefSeq and is a predicted model, not a curated record. Gene Ontology annotation, biological process: signal transduction; regulation of GTPase activity. Lineage: Eukaryota; Metazoa; Chordata; Mammalia; Scandentia; Tupaiidae. Gene Ontology annotation, molecular function: protein binding. Gene Ontology annotation, cellular component: cytoplasm.
CCCCAGGGACCAGCGGCCCCCCACGCCCGAGACUGACUACCCUGAGCUGCUGACCAGUUACCCCGAGGAGGACUAUUCCCCCGUGGGAUCUUUGGGUGAACCGAGUCCCACCUCUCCCUUCACUACACCCCCCGGCUGGUCUUGUCACGUAGGCCCUGACAAGCAGACGUUCUACACCAACCACUUCACCCAAGAGCAGUGGAUGAGGCUGGAGGACUCACAGGGGAAGCCCUACUUCUACAACCCAGAUGAUGCCUCUGUCCGGUGGGAGCUGCCCCAGGUCCCUGUCCCUGCCCCUCGAAGCAUCCGCAAAUCCAGCCAGGACAGUGACACUCCAGCCCAGACUAGCCCCUCAGAGGAAAAGAUCAAGACCCUGGAAAAGGCAGGGGUACUGCAUCGCACCAAGACGGUGGACAGGGGAAAGCGGCUCAGGAAGAAGCACUGGAGUGCCUCCUGGACCGUACUGGAGGGUGGCAUCCUGACGUUCUUCAAAGACUCCAAGACCUCAGCUGCAGGCGGCCUGAGGCAGCCUUCCAAGCUCUCUACCCCCGAAUACACAGUGGAGCUGAGGGGAGCCUCUCUCACCUGGGCCCCCAAAGACAAAUCUAGCAAGAAGAAUGUGCUGGAGCUGCGGAGCCGGGAUGGCUCGGAGUACCUGAUCCAGCACGACUCGGAGGCCAUCAUCAGCACUUGGCACAAGGCCAUUGCCCAGGGCAUUGAGGAGCUGUCCGCAGACCUGCCCCCGGACGAGGAAAGUGAGACCGGCAGCACGGACUUCGGGUCGCGCGAGCGCCUGGGAAGCUGGUGGGAGAAGGAUGAUGACACGCGGUCGAGUGCAGCCGCGCCCACCCCGGGCCCUGGGGGCCUGGAGAGCGACUUGAGCAAGGUCCGGUACAAGCUCCGCAAGUUCCUGCAGAGGCGGCCCACGAUGCAGUCGCUGCGGGAGAAGGGCUACAUCAAAGACCAGGUGUUCGGCUGCGCGCUGGCCGCGCUGUGCGAGCGCGAGAGGAGCCCGGUGCCGCGCUUCGUGCAGCAGUGCAUCCGCACGGUCGAGGCCCGGGGGCUAGACACCGACGGGCUGUACCGCAUCAGUGGAAACCUGGCCACCGUCCAGAAGCUGCGCUACAAGGUGGACCACGAUGAGCGUCUGGACCUGGACGACGGGCGCUGGGAGGACGUCCACGUUAUCACCGGAGCCCUGAAGCUUUUCUUUCGAGAGCUCCCUGAGCCCCUCUUCCCCUUCUCGCACUUCCGACAAUUCAUUGCGGCCAUCAAGUUGACGGAUCAGGCCCAGCGCAGCCGCUGCGUGCGUGACUUGGUGCGCUCGCUGCCCGCUCCCAACCACGACACGCUGCGGCUGCUUUCCCAGCAUCUGUGCCGGGUAAUCGAGCACGGCGAGCAGAACCGGAUGUCGGUGCAGAGCGUGGCCAUAGUGUUCGGGCCCACGUUGUUGCGGCCCGAGACGGAGGAGACCAGCAUGCCCAUGACCAUGGUGUUCCAGAACCAAGUGGUGGAGCUCAUCCUGCAGCAGUGCUCAGACAUCUUCCCGCCACACUGACCGUGGACCUGAGACGUGGCCGCUCACCGUGGUCCCUGAACACUAGCAGGGCGGCUGGCGGCCAUGCGGCUGGGCUUUCUCUCUCAGACCCUGGGCCUCUGCAGGCCGGUGUAACUUCUGUACCCUUCGGUUCCGAGGGUAUGGUGACCUCUGGUGGGCAGUUUGCAAAAUGUGAUUUUUCCCUGGCACGUCCUGUUUGGGGAGUUCAUUAGAUUCUGUGCUUUGUUGCAGCGCCGCCUGCUGGGCGUGUGCGAGAAUGUGUGCGUUUGGGGUGAGGGUUUGUGUUCUGGGACCGCCGGUACUCAGGAGGAAUUUGGUGCGGAGCUUCCUGAUUUCUUCAGGCCUUCACCUGCCGGAGACCUUCCCGGAGGCGCCAUGGGUCCCGGCCCUAUGCCGGUUAGGAAGCAGCUUCAGGCAGUUUCCAUACCGCCAGAUCAGGAAUGAUGCCGCCCAGCAGGGCAGCCACACCCGCUUUCCUCAGGCCCUCUCACAGGCUCGCUGUGGUCGGUUUCAUUUGUUUUCCUGUUUGGAGUUCCACCUCUACCCUCCCUGGUCCACCUGUGUUCUGUGCAAGGGUUCUUCACAGUCACUAAAGAGUACCCUGCACCUGCCACUUGGCAGGCAUCAUCGCAAACGGUCCCAUUUUACAGGUGAGAAGACCGAGCUUGCAGAGGCAAAGUGCCUUGCUCAGGGUCCAGUGGUUAAUCUGCCUCCCCAGCAAAGGCUCCUCCCCCUGGAGCUGCCCCCUUCCCCGUCUCCAGCGUAAACCUAUGGGCUAGGCACAGGACUUGAGCUGGGGGUGCUCCUGAAGGCACAGAGGGAAUGCACCCCAGCUGUUUCCUGGGGGAGAGGAAACAGCACUGCAGGACCCUCAGCCUCCCUCUGCACCCUGAAUGUCAAUAUGCCUGCCUGGUGCCCACCUUGCCUUAAGAGCUGGAAAAGGCCUGCAGGAUGGGGGUGGGAGGCUAUACAUGCAAGAAAAGAAGCAAGCAUGAGCCCUGGUCAGCAGCCCCUCCCUAGCCCUCGUUAUACACGAACCACCUCAACUGAUGGAUCUCAGCCCCACCCACCCAUUCGAACAAUAAUAGCUGAGAUAUACUGGACAUUUGCAUCAUGUGCAGCAUUUUUCUUGGGUUAUCCCAUUUAUUUCCUGCAGCCAAUAUUUAUUGUCCCCUCUGGCCCAGGCUCUGGGCUGGUGCAGGGGUGCCGCACGUGCUGACCGCCUGGUGGAGCUGAUGGUCUAGCGGGCAAGACUGACCAAGCCCAGCCCAACAACAGCAAGGCCUCAAAUCAUACAUCAAAAUAUUUAAAAGUCAUAAAGCAAGCUAACAACUAUUAAAUAAAAUAUGUUCUAUUCUCCUA